Saimiri boliviensis boliviensis (Bolivian squirrel monkey) is the source of this 1534-nucleotide messenger RNA. NCBI's taxonomy places the organism in Eukaryota, Metazoa, Chordata, Mammalia, Primates, Cebidae. The record is from RefSeq and is a predicted model, not a curated record.
AUGGGUCCAAUGAAAAUGGAAAAAUUAAAGUGCUCUUCUUUAAGAUUAAUUGAAAAUGGUUAUUUUCAUCCUGUAAAGCAAACCUAUGAAGAAGGAGAUGUCGUUCAGUUUUUCUGUGAUGAAAAUUAUUAUCUCAGUGGAUCAGAUUUAAUUCAAUGCUACAGCUUUGGUUGGUACCCAGAAUCUCCUGUAUGUGAAGGAAGAAGAAACAGAUGUCCUCCUCCACCUCUGCCCACGAACUCCAAAAUUCAAACAUGUUCAAGUUCAAUAAGUUAUUGUCAUGGAGAAACAGUUCAUAUAGAAUGUGAACUUAAUUUUGAGAUCCAUGGGUCAGAAGAAAUACGUUGUGAAAAUGGAAAAUGGACAGAACCUCCAAAAUGCAUUGAAGGACAGAAGGUAGCCUGUGAGGAACUACCCUUCAUUGAAAAUGGUGCAGCAAAUUUACACUGUAAGAUUUAUUACAAUGGGGAUAAAGUGACAUAUGCAUGUGAAAGUGGCUACCUUCUCCAUGGAUCAAAUGAGAUAACUUGCAGGCGUGGAAAAUGGACACUUCCUCCUGAGUGUGUUGAAAAUAUUGACAAUUGUAAGCAUCCUCCUGUUGUAAUGAAUGGGGCUGUUGGAGAUGGGUUACUGGCAAGCUAUACAACAGGAUCCUCAGUGGAAUAUAGAUGCAAUGAAUAUUACUUACUGAGGGGAUCAAAAAUCUCUCAUUGUGAACAAGGUAAAUGGUCAUCCCCACCUGUUUGCUUGGAACCAUGUACUGUUAAUGUGGAUUACAUGAACAGAAAUAACAUAGAGAUGAAGUGGAAAUAUGAAGGAAAAGUAUUACAUGGAGAUUUAAUAGAUUUUGUAUGUAAACAGGGAUAUGACUUAUCUCCAUUAACUCCAUUGUCUGAGUUAAAUGUGCGGUGCAACAGAGGAGAAGUGAAAUAUCCUUUAUGUAUUAAAAAAGAAUCUAAAGGAAUGUGCACAUCUCCUCCACUUAUUAAACAUGGCGUUAUUAUUGGUUUAACAGUAGAAGCCUAUGAAAAUGGGUCUUCAAUAGAAUACAGAUGUUUUGAUCACUAUUUCCUACAAGGAUCUAGGGAGGCCUAUUGUUUAGAGGGAGUGUGGACUACACCACCAUUGUGUUUAGAGCCAUGCACAUUAUCUUUUGCUGAAAUGGAAAAGAAUAAUUUACUUCUGAAAUGGGAUUUUGACAAUAGACCACAUAUUUUGCAUGGUGAAUAUAUUGAGUUUAUUUGUAGAAGAAACACUUAUAUGGCUCAGUUAUCUAUGAGUGAAUCUGAACUUAGAAUGCGAUGUGACAGAGGGCAGUUAAAAUAUCCAAGAUGUAUUCCAAGAGAAAGGACUAUGUCUUAUCAAGAAUCUGUAACAAGAACAUGAAUGGCAGAAAGAGGAAUCACAUUUCAAUACAUUAUGAAAUUCCUUAUAAAACAUAAUUUGAGCGGAAAUAAGUUAAAAACAUCUGACUUUUUCCUUGCUUAAAUAUUUGAAUCUAAAUUGUGCUGAACUGAACAUUAUUUAUGAAUAA